This is a messenger RNA of Diabrotica virgifera virgifera (western corn rootworm), 669 nucleotides long. Its product is annotated as leucine-rich repeat and death domain-containing protein 1-like. Gene Ontology annotation, cellular component: plasma membrane. NCBI's taxonomy places the organism in Eukaryota, Metazoa, Arthropoda, Insecta, Coleoptera, Chrysomelidae. Gene Ontology annotation, molecular function: protein binding. The record is from RefSeq and is a predicted model, not a curated record. The coding region runs from base 1 to 669 and encodes 222 amino acids. The transcript has a single exon.
AUGGUGGAUACUGAGUUAUAUAAUUUAAAAAGCCUUACGUAUUUAAAUCUUGACGGAAAUAAGUUUAAAAACAUCAGUAUGGGUAAGUUAAUAAAUAAACCGAAAACUGUAAAAGCUGUAUCGAUGUCUAACAACUUACUUACAUACAUCAGGUUAGAGUACUUCGAUCCACUGAUUAAUCUAGAAUAUUAUUUGAACUUGGCCUUCAACAAAAUCAGUUAUAUUGGUGGCGCUUUUAUGUUUUUGAAGAAACUGAACACGCUUAUUUUAAGUUACAAUAACCUAGCAAAACUCGACACAUACGAUAUUCCAUUUAUGUGCGAGAGCAGUUUGGAAUAUAUCGCUAUUGAUCACAAUCUAGUUAUGUUCAUUGACACAAGUGAGGUGUUGAACGAUUUACCCUUUUUAAAGAAAAUCGCCAUAAUGGGAAAUCCGUGGUAUUGCAACUGCUUGAGAGAUUUCCGUAAAGGCCUUCAAGAACGCAAAAUACAAGAAAUAAACGAUAGUGAUUACGUUAACACCAAAAGAACCGUUUGUUUUGCUGACCUGACAACUAACAAUAAGUGUUCUAUCAGUACGUCAAAGUUUGUAAGUAUCGUCCUAGAGGACGAUAGAGGACUUCCUUUAAAUACAAAUACCACUUCUUGUCACUUAAAUGAAUUCGAAUAA